GUUUUUUCAUCUCUCUGCCUGCUGAACAGUGAGACUUUCCUUCUUAUCUCAGCCACAGACAGAAUAUCAUCUAAAUAUGUUUGACACAUGGAUUUUAUUGUCUACUCUCCUGUUAGGUGCAAGGGCAUUCAUGAUCCACAACACCCAGCACAGCCUGUGUCUGGAAGACUCAGCUGCUACAGGUGAAGUCUUGCUGAAGACAUGCAACCUGGACAGGGAAUCUCAGCAGUGGCUCUGGAUCAAUGAGGCCAUGUUGAUGUGUACUGCAUCAUACAGAUGUUUGUCAGCCGUGCAGAGAGCGCCUCUCCAGACAGAGGACUGCCUGGAACCAAUCAUGGAUGCUACAUGGUUAAUGUGGGACUGUGAUAGGAACAGACUGAUCAGCAGGAACACAUCAAUGCUGCUGUCAGUAGAUAGUGGGCGUCUGAUUCUCACACAUGACAACAAGCAAUCAAAGUGGAGAUCUUUGAAUGAGGGGGACAUCUGCCAGGAAAAACUCAGAUCCAGGAGGUCAUCUGAGUUAGACGAGUUUGAUGCUGCAGAGGAGCAGACAGGCAAGCUAGCCAUGACAGAGGAACAGAGAGAGUAUCUACGCUGGUACUAUCGCACAGAGGAUCCUAGUAUGUGGAGGUUUGUGCUGCUGGGACUGGCCUUUAUCUGCCUCCUUGUUGGCUUUAUGCUGUUGGGCAUGGGAUCCAUGGCCAACAAGAACAGAAAGGAGAUUCCAAAGUACAGAGCAGCAGCUGCUGUGGCUCAGAAGCAUGAAGGUGCGGAGCUGCUGGUCAUUUCACCACACAGGGAUGACAGCAACAGCCUGCUGCAGGGAUGCAAACCCUCCCCAUCCAACGGGGAGGUGAGUGAGCUCAAAGCAGGAAACAUAGUGGUCACAUGGAAAGAUGGCAACACCUCCUAUUUGUACUCAGAUCCUGGAGCAGAGAAGGAGAAACAGGAAGAGGUGUCAGCUGCUGAGCCUGAGGCUGAUGAGGCAGUGAAGAUGGAGUGAAGACUUCAGAUUACAAAUACAUUGUCUCAAAUACAAUCUCAACCUGUGACCAUGCUCCACUAGAGUAGUUUAUAAAGAAUUGACCUAACAGCUUCCAUUGCAUGCAGUUUAACUCUUCCCCAUUUUAAAAGAUGAAUUAAUCCAUGCAUACCGUAUGUCCAAAUUCACUGUGUGGAUCUAAAGAUCAGUCCAUUAGUUUGAAAAAUUAUGUGAACACUGCUUUGGCUAAAAAGUGAAAACUUUAUAAAAUGUAAAAUUUCUUUUAAAAACAUAUAAAAGCUCUUGAUAUAAUAAUAUAUAUCUGAUUCUACAACUUCUAAUACUCCGAGAAAUAGUUGGGACAUACACUUUUAUAUGCUUUCUUUCAGAGAGAUUAGAAAAUUAUAUUUCUGAGUAAUGGAAAGACUGGAAACAGGGGGAAAGCAAUUAACACAUUGUACUUUAUUUGUUUGAACUGUACACAAAAAUAAAUUUAAGUGAGGUUCUGGUGUGAUGACCUAAA
Larimichthys crocea (large yellow croaker) is the source of this 1505-nucleotide messenger RNA. RefSeq names its product Organic solute transporter subunit beta. Lineage: Eukaryota; Metazoa; Chordata; Actinopteri; Sciaenidae. Gene Ontology annotation, molecular function: transmembrane transporter activity; protein heterodimerization activity. The coding region runs from base 77 to 1003 and encodes 308 amino acids. The transcript has 6 exons. Gene Ontology annotation, cellular component: plasma membrane. The record is from RefSeq and is a predicted model, not a curated record. Gene Ontology annotation, biological process: bile acid and bile salt transport.